Messenger RNA from Neohortaea acidophila, 1035 nucleotides. Its product is annotated as Polysugar degrading enzyme. The coding region runs from base 1 to 1035 and encodes 344 amino acids. The transcript has a single exon. NCBI's taxonomy places the organism in Eukaryota, Fungi, Ascomycota, Dothideomycetes, Mycosphaerellales, Teratosphaeriaceae. The record is from RefSeq and is a predicted model, not a curated record.
AUGUAUACUCGAUUCAUCACCACUCUCCUCGCUCUCGCCGCUUCGCUGGACGCACACCCAACGCGGCUUCAGCCUCGCAGUACAUCUCAUCAAAUUGGCUACAUCUCCGUCGACGUCGCCACACUAUGGACAAACCCCCAUAAACCACGGCCGGUCGAUGCACCAGCCCUGACCAACCCAGCCAAUCCAGAGGAAUGGCUACACGACAUGACACUCAAGCAGUUCCUCAACCUCACGACCCAAGACCGCACCCAGAGCCAAGCGCUCUAUGGCGACCUCGUGUACAUCCUCGACGCCAAAGACGGUUGGUACCAUAUUGCCGCCACCGGCCAGCCCACGCCUAAGAACAAGCUGGGCUAUCCAGGGUGGGUGCCGGCGGCGCAAGUCUCCCUCGACACUGGGUUUGGAGCGCUGCAAUCCAGCAUGCCCUUUGCCCUGGUCGACAAUGCCACCUCGGUUAACAUUUACCGCGAUGCGGACAUGAGCGACGUCUUCAUGAGCGUCAGCUACGACACGAGAUUGCCCGUCAUCGGACAAACUAGCGACGCCAUACAAGUCGCCGUGCCGAGCGGCGGCUCAGCCUACCUUUCCACAAGCGAUGCUUCAGUCUACUCCUCGGAGACCGCUAUCCCGUAUCCCAAGGGCCAAACACUGGUGGACGCCGCUCAACGCUUCAUCGGCCUCCCCUAUCUCUGGGGUGGAACGUCAGGCUACUCCGUCGACUGCGCCGGCCUAACGCACACCAUCUAUCACGCCAACGGCAUCCUGAUCGGCAGAGAUGCGAGUGCGCAGGCCGACUCCAACUACACUGGCCACGGGGUGCAGGGGACAAGCGUUGCGCGCGCGGAUCUGCAGCCGGGUGAUAUCAUCUUCUAUGCGACGAAUUUGAGCGAUCCGCAGACGGUAUAUCAUGAUGCCAUGUAUGCGGGUAAUGGGCAGAUGAUUGAGGCGUAUGGGGCGGGCAUUCCGGUGAGGAUUACGGCGGUGAGGUUCAAUGAUGAUUAUUGGGGGGCGGAGCGGUUCUUGACUGGCUAG